AGGAGCUCACUCGCAAUAUUUUUUCUUCUUUUUGCCCUUCUCAGGGCCAUGCAACAGAAAUUUGAAAAACUUGGAACCGCAACUAAACGAUAGAAGCAAACUAAAAUGAAAGCUGCUUCAAAGCUUGCAGUCUUCCUCGACAAAACCAUCAUAUAAAUUUGGUCAUGGCUUUAUAUUUCAUGGCCACUUCUCUUCACCCAAAACCCUGCUCUAAUAUUCCUCCUCCAUUCCUUAACCCAAAACACAACCACCCCUUCAAGCGCUUCUCUUCUUCUUCUUCUUCUUGUAAAACAUUUGCUCAGUCAGAAGGAAAAGAAGGGGGAGUCAAAGAGGAAGACCCUCCUGCUUCUUUAUCUGGGUCUUUCACUUCUGCACGCACGCAACUGGAUCUUUUGGAGCAACUCAGUCCUACUAGCUCUGCUGUUGAUGGACCAGGAUAUGAGAGUGAUGAUAGCUCUGGAAAACUCACAAUUCGUGAGCAGCUUGUGUGGUUGGUUGGGGAUAGAGACGAUGAUUUCAGUAUUCCAUUGGGAAAAAAUCUGAAGAAGGUUAGUCCGAAAGUUUUGACCAUCUCGCAGAAGAGAAAUAUCAGGAGACAAGCAUACUUGAAUGAAGUUUCUAAGAGGAAUGAUUCAGUUUUCUUUGCAACCAUUGGAGCAUUUGUACUUGUUCCCCCUUUUAUAAUAUUAGGGAUUGCUAUAUUAACAGGUUAUGUGCAGCUUUUUCCAUGAUAUAUUCUCAAAGUUAAUAGAAAUAUACAGGUUAAACCAAUCUCAAGUUAUGUGCAGCUAGUUAGUGCCUUUAUUUUUGUCCAGUUAUCUUUAAAUUAUUCUGCAGAACUAAACUUGCUAUGUGAGUUCAUUAAUUUGAUGACAGGGAAUUGAAUUGC
Molecule: messenger RNA, 889 nt
Organism: Theobroma cacao (cacao)
Lineage: Eukaryota; Viridiplantae; Streptophyta; Magnoliopsida; Malvales; Malvaceae
Product: myosin-G heavy chain-like protein
Cellular component (GO): chloroplast
Source: RefSeq, a predicted model, not a curated record